Messenger RNA from Acanthopagrus latus (yellowfin seabream), 1278 nucleotides. It is a transcript of the gene clec3bb, whose product is annotated as C-type lectin domain family 3, member Bb. Bases 8 to 595 code for a protein of 195 amino acids. The record is from RefSeq and is a predicted model, not a curated record. Lineage: Eukaryota; Metazoa; Chordata; Actinopteri; Spariformes; Sparidae. The transcript has 3 exons.
UCCAACCAUGGAGUUCAGAGGAGCGUGUGUUCUGCUGGGAGUCCUGCUGCUGGUCAACUGCUCGCUUCAGCAGACCCCAGUGAAGCGGAAGCCGGUGAAAAAAGAUACAUCUAAGGAUGCUGCUGUCGAGCAGCUUCAGAAGCAGAUCGACGAUAUCGUCCAGGAGCUCAACUUACUGAAGGAACAGCAAGCCCUGCAGACAGUCUGUCUGAAAGGCGAAAAGAUCCACGGAAAGUGUUACUUGGCUGACCCCCUGAGAAAACGCUAUCACACUGCCAGUGAGGACUGUAACAACCUGGGCGGUGUCCUCGGCGCGCCCACGUCCAGCGACGAGAACGACCAGCUCAGAGACUACAUCCGCCGGAGCAUCGGCCCGGAUGAGCAGGUCUGGCUGGGCGUCAACGACAUGAUGACCGAGGGCGUCUGGGUGGACCAGACCGGCUCCAGCAUCACAUACAAAAACUGGGAGCGUCCCCAGCCGGACGGCGGGCAGUCCCAGAACUGCGCGGCCCUGUCCGGGGCCGCCCGCGGGAAGUGGUUCGACGAGAACUGUCGUGAUGAGAAGCCGUCUGUCUGCCAGUUCAACAUUGUUUGAUUUAACUCAUCAUAGACUGCGCACGAUUAUAGCUGCUUUCACUGCUGCGACGCCCCCCUCGCCUGCUAUCCUUAAAGGAGAUUUAAUCCAGUGGCUCUCAUCUGGUUUUGGACUAAAUUCUGAUCUAGAAGUCAGUCAGUUGCAUGUGACAGUGGUAUAUAAAGCUGUUAUUUUUUGCCUAAAUGGAUUUGGUGAUAUGUCAUUUGCAGCAUUCCUUGUGGUUACAAGAAAAAAACAGUUCAGUUCAGUUUAGGACAAACAAGAGAUUGUGGGAGAUUAUCUCCGCCAAAGGAAUCGGUGAUUUCUGCCUCCAUUUGAAGGAUUUCUAAAAAAAAUAUAUGGAUGUUCAUAUUUAGAAACACCAGUAUCCCUGCAACCAAAGGUGUGUGUAUGCGUCGGUGCUGGCACCUUUAACAAAUUAUUUUUUUAUUUUUUUUUUAAAAAAUGGGUAUAACUUCCAUGACUCACAGCUUGAGAGCCACUGGUUUAAAUGUCACUACUGUAUUAUUACGACAAGACUCUCAUCGAGCCAGAAUUAUAAUUAUUGCAUUAAUCCUGAAUAAAUGACUCAAUCAGCACGCACAUUCUUAAAAGUUAUUAAUUCAGUUUGCUAGUCUCUAGUCUCCUUUAAUGUCUAGCCUGAUGUAACCUUAAAAUCACCAUCAAUAAACUAUGGAAAAUUA